This is a messenger RNA of Saccostrea echinata, 1165 nucleotides long. RefSeq names its product nucleoside hydrolase-like. The record is from RefSeq and is a predicted model, not a curated record. Bases 56 to 1012 code for a protein of 318 amino acids. The transcript is spliced from 5 exons. Lineage: Eukaryota; Metazoa; Mollusca; Bivalvia; Ostreida; Ostreidae. Gene Ontology annotation, molecular function: hydrolase activity, hydrolyzing N-glycosyl compounds.
CCGAGGCUACAGCGGAUCUACCAAGGAUAUCAUCUUGUUUAUAAAAGUCAGAACAAUGCCAAAAUCUAUCUUGAUCGACUGUGAUGCAGGGAUUGAUGAUGCCCAAGCUCUGUUUUUGGCUCUCAGUUCACCAGAAGUAAAUGUCGUUGCUAUUACCAUUGUCCAAGGGAACGUACUUCCAAAGCAAGUGGCUGUCAACGUACUGCGCAUACUCCGAGUUGCAGAAAGAUUAGACAUACCAGUCUAUGUUGGAAGCGAGAAAAGUAUUUUGGGUAAUGAGAGACCCCAUGAUGACGAACCAUACCAUGGCUGGGAUGGGCUGGGUGAUUCGCCAGAUCCCGAACCAGUAGACGAAUCUUUGAUCAAUCCGGAAUCUGCCUCAGCCGCCAUCGUGCGAAUCUGCCGCGAGUACAGAGGCAGUUUGACACUAGUGUGUUUGGGACCCCUUACAAAUGUAGCCACUGCUAUAAGACUGGAUCCCUCCCUGGGCCAGACAAUACAACAAUGUGUAAUAAUGGGCGGUAAUUAUUAUGGCAGAGGGAAUUCAACAGUUUGUAGUGAGUUUAAUUUCUCUUGUGAUCCCGAGGCUGCUAGAAUUGUCUUAACACAACUAGGGGGUCCUAUCACUGUGGUCGGCAUGGAAGUCUGCUAUGACAACGCUGUCGCCUGGGGGGAUUAUGAUUCAUUACGGAAGACGCCCUCAAAAAUUAACGAUUUCCUGAAACGUAUAGAAAAGAAACCUUUUGAAAAAAUAAGAACUAAUCAAAUAGAAUGGCCUCGAUACAUACCAUGUGACGAAUUCGCAAUGGCAGUGGUAGUUGACGAAUCGGCAAUCGUAAAAGAAUCUAAAGAGGUGUUUGCAACAGUAGAGGUCAAAGGUGAAUACACGUAUGGAAUGAUGGUGGUCGACUGGUCAAAGAUUUUAAAGAGGUCAAAUAAUGUGAAAAUAAUAACUAAAGUUGACAACAAAGAAUUCCUGAAAAUGUUAUACCGACCUGUAAAUUGGAAGUAAUACCUGGUAGUUGAGAAUGUUGUAAUAAUUCAUAAGAAUUGUCAAAAUCGCAUCUUAAUUCUAAGAGUGAACAAAUCCCCUUUUCACCAAGAUUUGAAAAUACAGAAAAAUCAGAGGAAAUAGUUGAUCAUUAAAAGUCUAUAAUAUCUUAAA